Messenger RNA from Candoia aspera, 969 nucleotides. Its product is annotated as olfactory receptor 6M1-like. Gene Ontology annotation, molecular function: olfactory receptor activity; G protein-coupled receptor activity. Gene Ontology annotation, biological process: G protein-coupled receptor signaling pathway. NCBI's taxonomy places the organism in Eukaryota, Metazoa, Chordata, Lepidosauria, Squamata, Candoiidae. Bases 1 to 969 code for a protein of 322 amino acids. The transcript has a single exon. The record is from RefSeq and is a predicted model, not a curated record. Gene Ontology annotation, cellular component: membrane.
AUGACCUUGAACAACAGAGCAAAUAUCUCAGCAAAUGCUGUCACAGAAUUUGUGUUACUUGGCUUUUCCAAUCUCCAGGUGAUGCAGCUGCCACUGUUCUGCCUUGUCCUGAUCAUGUAUGUCUUAUCAUCAAUGGGUAAUACUCUGGUUGUCCUCAUGAUCCGCCUGGACUCCCGCCUCCAUACCCCUAUGUACUACUUCCUCAGCCAUCUCUCCUGGCUGGAAAUUAUCAUCACCACCACUGUCACACCAAAGAUGCUCAGCAUUCUCAUUUCAGAGGAGAAGACCAUCUCCUUCUUUGCAUGUGCAAUUCAGGUCACAUUAUACUUCCUUGCAGGAACCACAGAAGUCCUCCUACUUGGAGCAAUGUCUGUGGACCGCUACCUAGCCAUUUGCAACCCAUUGCGCUACACAGCCAUCAUGAGUGACCAGGUCUGUUUACUGAUGGUGCUCUUCUGCUGGUUUAUUAGUUUUGUUUGUAUUACAAUUGGAGUAGUUUCCAAGUCAGAAUUGCCUUACUGUGGCCCCAAUGUCAUUGAUAAUUUCUUCUGUGACGCAGGCCCCUUGACAAAAUUGCUCUGUGCAGAUACCAGCCUCGUUGAAGCUAUAGAAUUUGCCUCAUCAUGUUUUACGCUGCUUUCCUCUGUCUCUGUCACCACCAUCUCUUACGUCUGCAUCAUUGUCACAGUGAUGAGGAUGCCUUCUGCCCAAGGUAGGAAUAAAGCAUUUAGCACUUGCAGUUCACAUAUCACUGUGGCCUCAAUCUACUAUGGUAGCUCCAUAUUCAUCUAUGUCAGGCCACAUGGAAGCUCAUCCAUGGAUUUCAAUAAGGUAGCCACAAUGCUCAACACCGUGGUAACCCCCUUGCUCAACCCAAUUAUCUAUUGCUUUAGAAAUAAAACAGUCAAAGAUGUUUUGAAAGAUAGAGUGAAACAGUUUGGUUCGAACUUUUCAAACUCAGUAGAUUAA